AAGAAUUAAUUGUUUUUUUUUAAUAUUUAAAUUAGCAAUUGUAAUGAUGAUUGUAUUUUUUAUUUAGAAAAUUAAAUAUGAAAAAAAUAAUGUUCUUCAAAGGCUGAUAUGAAUAGCUGAUAAUCAGUUGGACCGCUUGAUGAAUCAUAAGAAAAUGUCCUACGAAGAAAAUGGAUCAUCUACUUGAUACUAUUUUUUUUUUUUGUAAAUAAAAAUUCUAGUUUUGUUCCAUUUGAUUGCUGUUUGAAGAUGUCCAUCACCUGGAGCGAUCAGGAAAAGAUACAUACAUGUAAAAUUUUCGAAGAUAAAUAUGUUAGUGUAUAAGCUAACAUACACAUAAUUAUAUCUCAAUAAUAUAUAUUUUUUAUCCUGCUUGUAUGCAAGACUCUUGAGUCGAUACGUUGUACGUUGAAUUCUCGCCCAAGCAGUCAGUGCUUUGCAGUUGUUUGAGUGAUUUCGUAUUGAGACUGUCGUGCCUUUAAUAAAUAAAAAAUGUUUAAUUUAAAAAGUUUCAAGUAUAAUAAUAAAUAUAAUAAUAGAAAUCCAUCCUUUCCACGACCGAAAAUUGUGGGAUAUUUUAGUAUUGAUGCAGAAAAUUCAUACUGUUCUAAUUUAUCAAAGUUGAAAUAUUUUCAUCAAGGCGCGUCUAUUAAAAAAGAUGUAAAAUUUGAUUUAAAUUAUGGCAGAGAGAAUACCACAAUAACUGAUUCAUUGGAAAAAAACUUGGACCAUACAUUAUUGUGGAUCCAAGAUAAUGUUAAUAAAAUAAAAGCUGAUGAUGAUGAUGAUGAAAAAUGGAUCAAACCAGAUUUCAUUUGUUCUCGUGGUGUUCUUACGAGCAUCAUGAAGUCCAUUUAUCACCCCAAAGAGCCUUGGACUAUUCUCGCAGCCAAGUUCAGGGGAACUAUUUAUAUGAAAAAAGCACCAAGACCAAGCCUCCAAUACAACAACAUGGAUGAAGAACAAAAAAAAUUUCAAGAAUGGGGAUUGAAGUUUGGCAGUUUUUUGUUAACAGAUGAUCCAACUCAACCACCUGAUCCAUCACUACCAACAAAUGAAAAAGAAACUUUUUCAUGUAUUUUUAAAACUAAUUUAAAUAAUAAAAAAUUAUUAUAUGAAGCAAUGGUAGAUGGUGUGGUUUCAAACAAAAAACUCCAAGAUCCAAUUCAAGAUUUAAAUAAGCUGGAGUUGAUUGAAUUGAAAACAUCCAAAGAAAUGAAUCCAUUAAAAUCACCUUAUAUAAAUAAAUAUAAAUCUUUGAAUACAUGGGCAUCGUGCUUUUUAACAGGAAUAUCCAAGAUAAUAUAUGGAUUUAGGAAUUCAGAUGGCAUUGUGGAAAGAAUUGUUGAAUAUAAUACAUCAAAACUCAAAGAAGACAACAAGGAUCAUUGGGAUGGCGUGGUUUGCAUGAACCUGUUAGAUCAAAUACUUGAUUAUUUGAAGUUUGAAGUGGUACUUGAUCAUGAUGAAGCAAUUUAUCAAUUUGAAAGAUUUUCAUUUGAAGAUCAAAUUGAAGUUUCUCAAUUAGAUGCCAAAAAUUCAUUUUUACCAGAAUGGUUCACUAAAAGUACAUCUUUUCCUUAG
This is a messenger RNA of Aphidius gifuensis, 1584 nucleotides long. RefSeq names its product decapping and exoribonuclease protein-like. Gene Ontology annotation, cellular component: nucleus; cytosol. Gene Ontology annotation, molecular function: mRNA 5'-diphosphatase activity. The transcript has 4 exons. The record is from RefSeq and is a predicted model, not a curated record. Lineage: Eukaryota; Metazoa; Arthropoda; Insecta; Hymenoptera; Braconidae. Bases 493 to 1584 code for a protein of 363 amino acids. Gene Ontology annotation, biological process: NAD-cap decapping; nuclear-transcribed mRNA catabolic process.